AUGCCUGAAUAUCUUGCCCAUGCACCUCUUCUUCUAACCCUCCUGAUGGGGAAUAAUAACAAUAACGAACAAGCAAAAGCACAAGCACAGAACCCCCCCACCGCUGGCACUGUGGUUGCCAAUAAUCAACUUGCUGAGGUUGAUUUGCUUGAUGAUUCAAUUGAGGCCAGCCACAAUAAUAAUGAUAAGAAAGUUGCUAUACCCGGCACAGUUGGUAUCCAUGAACAAGUUGUAGAGGCAAGUUAUCUGCACGAUGAUAACAAUUAUAAGAACGUUGCUAUACCCGGCACAGUUGGUGUCCAUGAACGAGUUGUAGAGGCAAGUUAUCUGCACGAUGAAGCCACUGAGGUAGGCGUUCUUCGUCUACACAGUGAGGGCAAACACCCUCAAGGCCUGACGCAGGCGCAACGCGAAACUUUCGACAGCAAGGGGUAUCUCGUCCUCCCAGAUGUUCUGACAGUUGAUCAAGCCACGGCACUGCUCAAUGAAUCUCGCGAUAUCAUGAAGCGUAUAGCCGAAGGCGGCAAAGGAAUCAUCAGGCAUGACGUCUCAGAUCCUGGAGCAGAAUGCCCAUCGCCUAUUGGCCGCGUUAUCGCAACAUUUGAACCAGGAGACGACACAGCCUCCGACCCCUUCAAGCGACGUGUCGGUCGCCUAGGCUGCGCCGUCCACAAGAUGCCCACUUUCCGCGCAUUAACCCAUGCUGCACUGAAUCACUCCAUCGCCGACUCCCUUGGGUACAAAGAUGCCCGCAUUACACAGAGUCAACUGAUUGCCAAACUCGCGGGUGUCGGAAGUCAGAUUGUGCCUCAUCAAGACGGUUGUGUCAGUUUCACAAACCCACCAAGCGCAUUAACGUUUUGGUAUGCGCUGGAGGAUACCACGAUUGAGAAUGGGUGUCUCUGUGUUGCGGCUGGGUCACAUUUGACCACACCACUCAGACAGCGAUGUGUCAAGGGCGAGAACGGGCUGCCGAAGUUUGUGGAUGUGGCUCAGCCACUCUGGGCAAGGGCAUCACACAAUGCUAGUAGCAGCAGCAACACUGAGCAAACCGAGUACAAGUAUCAGGCCCUCGAGGUGAAAAAGGGCACCUUGGUCCUAUUUCACGGAAACCUGAUGCAUAAGAGUGGGGCGAACAAGAGUGACAAAAACAGGAUUGCAUACACGUUUUCGAUGGUUGAAGGAAAUGUGGAAUGCCCUGCGGACACUUUCGUGAAGCCAGUGGAUGGGGAGUUUGAAAGGUUGUGA
This is a messenger RNA of Endocarpon pusillum Z07020, 1248 nucleotides long. RefSeq lists its product as uncharacterized. NCBI's taxonomy places the organism in Eukaryota, Fungi, Ascomycota, Eurotiomycetes, Verrucariales, Verrucariaceae. The record is from RefSeq and is a predicted model, not a curated record. Bases 1 to 1248 code for a protein of 415 amino acids. The transcript is spliced from 4 exons.